Molecule: messenger RNA, 945 nt
Organism: Brenthis ino (lesser marbled fritillary)
Lineage: Eukaryota; Metazoa; Arthropoda; Insecta; Lepidoptera; Nymphalidae
Source: the annotation of a GenBank genome assembly
AUGAGUUUUUGCCCGACAUGUCCGGCUAUUUUGCCUUGUGGAACUGGACCUUGUAGAUUCCCUUGUCCUCCACCAAAUCCUUGCUGUCAACCAUGUUGUCCUCCACCAGUACCGUGCACUCCAUGUCCUCCUUGUAAUUGCAAACCAGUAUUUAGACCUUGCCCAGCCCCUGUUAUACCAGAUGUGAUACCACCUAUAGUUCCUAUAUUGCCACCUUGUAGACCUCGACGACAACCUCCAUGUGAUUCUUGCCAACCUCCACCUCCAAAGCCAGUGUGUUGCCCACCAGUACUGCCUUGUUGUCCUCCGCCAGAGCCUUGUGAUCCUCCUCCGGUAUGUCCAUGCCCGGAGCCAUCACCCUGUUACCAACCAGUGCUACCAUGCUGUAAUCCUCAAUGCCCUCCACCGAUUCUUCCUAAACAGCGCCCUAUUUGUCCUAGAGCACCACCAGCCCCAUACCCAUGCCUCCCUAUUUCUCGUAGCCAUUGUCCUGAUUGUGAACUAGAUCCUGUGACUCGAAGAAGACCUUUGAUAGUGCAUGAUAAUGUGUAUGAUAAAAGGCCAUCAGAUGCAAUUCUCGCAGUGGGCCAGCCGCCGAAACCAAUAGCUGCCUUCGACAAGGCCACCAUUGCUAUCGACGUUAUUCGUGGAAAGCGAUGUCAGUGUUGCCCCGAGGGUUUGAAUGUCCGCGGCCAACCCCCCGGUUCGGAUGUGUACAAGGCGAACACAGUAUCUACUAUAAAAGACCCUGUUACGGGCAGCCUCGACCCCAGCCUUUCCAACGAGAAUGUGCUCCUUAUUGUGCAAGCCCAAGUAACGCACCCCUUGAAAGGCCCUGCUGCUAUGACUAUCCUUGCAAAGCGCAUUGUUUCAACCACGGAGCAGCCACACGACCUAGCGGUAGAUACGCUAGGACCGUGUGGUAUCCCGGCGAGUGCUGUCCGG